AUGGAGUUCAUUGCUAAGACAACAACCAUCCCUGUUCCGAAAGUCUUUGAGACGCGGUAUGUCCAGAGGGAGCGGGACACGCAGUUUUGUAUUGUGGUGGAAUACAUACCUGGCAAACCAUUGAAUAUAAUAUGGAAGGAUCUAAGCGAGGAACAGAAAACAAAUAUCUGUUACCAAAUUGACGGGUAUCUCUCUCAGCUUCGAAAGCUAACUGGUGAUCGAAUCAUGGCAGCAGAUGGCGGUUCAUUGAACGUGGGCCUUUAUCAAAGGCGCUGGUUGGGUCCCUAUGACACUGUGAAGGAGUUCCAUCACUCUUUGGCCAAGGGCGAGCCGCAUAACUUGGGUGACAAUCAUGCUAUUCAUUUUGCCCAUGCCGAUCUAGCCCCCAGGAAUAUUAUAGUUGAUGAGAAUACGGGCCGUAUCAACGCAAUCAUUGACUGGGAGCGGGCUGGAUGGUAUCCAGAAUACUGGGAUAUUGUCCGGAUGAAUUACGACCGGCCAAGUAAGCGCGAGAUGGGAGGUUAUACCAAGCAUUGGAAGUCCGUUUUCAAUCACAUAUACGAAGAGGAAUUUUCUGCGAUGGUGGAUCUGAUUGAACGAACAAUAGUUCCAUAUCCAGAUGGAAAUGUGAAUGAACCGCGUCCCGACAUUUUAACGUCGUCUGCCACUCAUGCAGAGCAGUUACGAAAGACCUUUGAGACCAAUCUUGAAUAA
Molecule: messenger RNA, 714 nt
Organism: Arthroderma uncinatum
Lineage: Eukaryota; Fungi; Ascomycota; Eurotiomycetes; Onygenales; Arthrodermataceae
Product: phosphotransferase family protein
Exons: 1
Coding region: 1-714 (237 amino acids)
Source: RefSeq, a predicted model, not a curated record